AUUUCUCUCUCUCCUAUCUUCUUCUCAAUCUUUGAUUUCAUCAUCCUUUUGAAAUUUAAAAAAAAAAAAAAAAAGAACACAGGCAUUCACACAAUGCCUUAUAGCCUAUAGCGUUGUUAGUAGAUUAAAUUUAAGUAUUGAAUAAGCAAGCAAGCACUCUGAGAGGCCACCCUUUUCCCGGAAAACUAAGCUUUCCGUGGUGUUUUCUGGGAAAAUAUAUAAAAGAAGCAUCAUGAGAAGUGCAAAGGAAUGUGUCAGCUUUUUUUCUCCAUGUGGGGUGACUGAAAAAAAUUGAGCUUUGAACCAGCCUUUUCCUUUUGAGGUUGCAGAGCCUCUCUCUCUCUCUCUCUCUCUCUCUCUCUCUCUCUCUUUCUCUCUCGUUUUCCACAAUGCACAAUGGAAUCUCAGAGUUUCGAGGCUCUGUCUGGGAAACUCGUUUUUGAAACUUAUCAGCAACAUGGAAUGCUACCCUUUUUUGGCUCCAUUUUGAACCCCUAAACUUUCUUUCUGGUCAAAAGGUGAACCCAUUUUUACAAACCCCCUAUUAUUGGAUUCGAGCUUUCUUCUGGGUUUGGGGCUGAUUUGAAAUUUUGAGGGUUAGGUGUUCUGUUACACUGGCUCUUAAAGUUGAGGUUUUGAGUGUGUAGUUGUGUGAUUUGAGGAUUUUGAGGGAUACCCCUAACACAGCUCUUACUUCAGUUAGUUCAUUUUGGAUAUGAAAUUUUGAGAUCUGUUUUGGGAGUUUGGGGAGCUCAAUCACUGUGCACUUGGUGUUUGUCAAAAGUUUGAUAUUGGUUUCCUUAAAGUAAUGGGAAAAGAAAAUGAGGUUUUAAGUGAAUUUUGUAGGUAGCUGAUGAUGCUGAUGGACAAUUAGAGCUUGCAGAAUUCAUAUCCAGUGGAGUGUUUUUGAGGUGAUUAUCAUCAAUGUCUGGAGCUCCAAGAUUGAGGUCUAUGAAUGUUGCUGAUUCAGAGGCAAGGCCUGUGCUUGGACCAGCUGGAAACAAGACUGGCUCUUUGAGUUCAAGGAAAACAGCUUCAAAGCCACUGAGGAAGAAGGUUGAUAAGUUGCUGGAUGAGAUUGCAUCAGUCAAAGAGAAGAAACCCCAUCAAGUGUUGUUGUCUUCAGUUGCCACUUCCUCUCCACAGUCACAUUCAGCCAGUGUUUCUUUGCUGCUCCCCCGGCAUGAGCAGUUACUGCAUUCUAAUCUGUCCCUGAAUGCUUCAUGUUCAUCUGAUGCCUCUACAGAUUCAUUUCAUAGCAGAGCAUCUACCGGGAGAUUGACUCGGUCUUAUAGCCUAGGUAGCAGAAGGAAGCCCUAUGUGUCAAAGCCAAGAAGUGUUGCCUCUGAUGGUGUGCUGGAAUCUCCCACUGAUGGAUCACAAUCCAACAAGAGGUGUGCUUGGGUCACUCCUAAUACUGAACCAUGUUAUGCUACUUUCCACGAUGAAGAAUGGGGAGUUCCAGUACAUGAUGACAAGAAACUAUUUGAGCUUCUUGUACUUUCAAGUGUUCUGGCUGAACACACUUGGCCAGCCAUUCUAAGCAAAAGACAUAUUUUUAGGGAAGUUUUUGUAGACUUUGAGCCAGUUGCUGUGUCAAAACUGAAUGAGAAGAAGAUAAUGACACCAGGAACAAUUGCGAGCUCCCUACUUUCUGAAGUUAAAUUGCGUGCUAUAAUUGAGAAUGCUCGUCAAAUAUCAAAGGUCAUAGAUGAGUUUGGGUCCUUUGACAAGUAUAUUUGGAGUUUUGUGAACCACAAGCCUAUAGUUAGCAGAUUCAGGUAUCCAAGACAGGUUCCUGUGAAAACACCAAAGGCUGAUGUUAUUAGCAAAGACCUGGUGAGGAGAGGUUUCCGAGGCGUUGGCCCCACAGUGGUAUAUUCCUUCAUGCAGGUUGCUGGUUUAACCAUUGACCAUCUUAUCAGUUGCUUCAGAUUCGAGGAGUGUAUAGCCGCAGCAGAAGGGAAGGAAGAGAAUGGCAUCAUGGACAAUCAUGCUGAUCAGAAAGAGAGUGAAAACAUCAUGGAAUCAGAUCUGUCUAUUGCCAUGGAGGACUUGAGCUUCGCCUCUGAAUGAUGUCUUAGAUUUAGUAAUGACGGAGGAGAAUCUGUAUAAAUAUCAUCCAGUCCCUAAACAUGAUGAAUUCUUAGAUUGUAGUUUGCUAAAAGCACAAGUAAAUUAAAUCAAUAUCGUACCCUUUCUGCUGUACCAGGCUUCUGCCUUAGAAAUUGGUGUACAAUUUUUUGUACAGUUUAAAGGAUCAGUAAUUAGAAUUUUCUUUGAAGCCAGUGGCAGCAGGCAAUAGACGUAACCAAUUCUUUGUUCUUUUUCACCAUCUCAUUUUAGAGAAAACCUAGGUGUUUUUCCCUAGAUGAACACA
Messenger RNA from Glycine soja, 2380 nucleotides. RefSeq names its product probable GMP synthase [glutamine-hydrolyzing]. NCBI's taxonomy places the organism in Eukaryota, Viridiplantae, Streptophyta, Magnoliopsida, Fabales, Fabaceae. Bases 925 to 2076 code for a protein of 383 amino acids. The transcript has 5 exons. Gene Ontology annotation, biological process: base-excision repair. The record is from RefSeq and is a predicted model, not a curated record. Gene Ontology annotation, molecular function: DNA-3-methyladenine glycosylase activity.